Anastrepha obliqua is the source of this 3372-nucleotide messenger RNA. RefSeq names its product dnaJ homolog subfamily C member 21. NCBI's taxonomy places the organism in Eukaryota, Metazoa, Arthropoda, Insecta, Diptera, Tephritidae. The record is from RefSeq and is a predicted model, not a curated record. The transcript has 2 exons. The coding region runs from base 192 to 1952 and encodes 586 amino acids. Gene Ontology annotation, molecular function: zinc ion binding; nucleic acid binding. Gene Ontology annotation, cellular component: cytoplasm.
UGACAACCAAACACCUGCUUAAUUGCAAGGCCUCUCGGUAUAAUUAGCAAACAUUUGUUUUUAAGAAGAUUUAACGUGUUCUAAGUUUCAUAGUCUAAAUAAAAAUAAUUGAGUAGGUAGAAAACUUUGUCAAAGUUUUCACUGGAGACCCGCAAACAAUUUGAAAUUACAAUAAAGGCGACAUCACAAAAAUGAAGUGUUACUACGAAGAAUUGGGUGUAGCUCGCGACGCUACAGACAGUGAUAUUAAGACUGCAUAUCGCAAGCUGGCUUUGCGUUGGCAUCCCGACAAAAAUCUCAACUCACUCGAAGAUGCAAAAGAACGGUUCCAAAUUAUUCAACAAGCAUACGAAGUGCUGUCCGAUCCGCAAGAGCGCGCAUGGUAUGACAAUCAUCGUGAUCAAAUAUUGCGCGGCAAAAACUCCGAGUAUACAGAUAAUUGUCUCGAUGUCUUUGAAUAUUUCACUUCAUUCUGCUUCCGGGGCUACGGGGAUGAUGAAAAAGGUUUUUAUGCAGUUUACAAACAAGUAUUCGAAAAGAUUGCGGCCGAGGAUGCAGAAUUUAUGGAUGAUGAGGAUGAAAUGGAGCAGAUACCCACUUUUGGUGAUUCUACGAGCAGCUAUGAAGAUGUGGUUGCGCCCUUCUACGCUUAUUGGCAGGCCUAUUGCACGAAGAAAACAUACACAUGGCUAUGCCCGUACGACGUGAAAGAGAUCAGGGAUCGGCGAAUACUGCGUGAAGUUGAGAAAGAAAUGAAAAAAGUGGCACAAAAGGCGCGCAAGGAGCGCAAUGAAGAGGUGCGAAAUUUGGUAUCCUUUGUGCGCAAGCGAGACAAGCGGGUGCAGGCGUACAGAAAAGUUCUCGAGGAACGUGCUGAACUCAACCGCAAGAAGCAAGAACAGAAUAGGUUGGAGCGAAUUCGUAAGCGGCAACGUGAGCUUGAAGAAAUGCGCCAAAAUCAUGGACAAAACAACCAUCACCAUGACGAUUAUGAAGCACAGCUAAAGCAACUUGCGCAAGAUUAUGGCGACAGCAGUGCCGCAGAAAGUACUGAAGCGAGUGAUGAGGAAGCGGAGGAAGACGAAGAAGAGUCUGGAGAAGACGACUUUUAUGUGGAUGAUCUUUACUGUGUCGCUUGCAAUAAAAUAUUCAAAAACGAUCGUGCCUAUGCAAAUCACGAGACCAGUAAAAAGCACCGCGACGCAGUGGAGCGCAUCAAACUUGAAAUGCAAGCAGAGGAGGCAGUAUUUGAAAAUUGUAACGAAGAUGAAGCUGAACAGCAGCGGGAUGAAAAAUUAGAAGAUAGUGGGUCGGGAGAACUAGAAGUAGAGGAAACAACGACUGAAAGCCACAUCCUAAUUACAGAGCAGCCGGAGGAAACCGAUGUGGCCGCGGCUGAUAAGGGUGAUGGGAGUGCAGACGAUGAAAUACCUGCCACGCGAAAGGCAAAAAAAAGUAAAAAAGCACGGAAAAAUGCCAAACUAAAUAAAUCACAAGUGCCGGAUUCAGACGAUGAACACGAAGCAUCUAUUGCGACCGAUUUUCUGGCGCAUGCGAAAAUAGUGGACAGUGAUGAGGAAGACUGGAACAGCAGCGGUAAAAAAACGACGCGCAAAAACAAAAACAAAAAGCAAUUAAAAAAUGCUGUUAUUGAAGAAGGAAAAGCGAACUCUUCAAUACAAGAAGAUAAACCGACGACGGCAGCGAAAAAACUUAGUGUGACAAAAGAGCAAGAAACGACUGAUGAACCCGUUAAGAAAUCGCAACCCAACAUCAAGUUAAAAGUCGAGGACAAUCCCACUACCACGUCACAUGUGUGCGUCACUUGCCACAGUAAUUUUUCAUCUAAAAAUAAACUAUUCGCUCAUUUGAAAAUCACCAAUCACGGUGUUUACAUACCCAAAACGAAAACGGAAGCGCCAAGCAAAAAGGGUAAGGGUAAGAAGAAGUAAGCACAAUGAGCGCGUGAUCAAUGAACGAAAAUCGCCACAAUUUCAUACAUAAGGGUUUUCCAAUAAGAGGUGUUAUUUUGAUAAAAAAUCAAUGGUUUCGUUGCUUGUGUGGCACGUAGCGCUGUCUUGUUGAAAAUAAAUCAGCUUAAUACCAUCCAAUUCCGACCAUAAAAAAUCGUUAAUCAUCUCUCGAUAGCGCAAUCCGUUCACCGUAACUGUUGCUCCAGCUUCAUUUUCGAAAAAGUAAGGUCCAAUGACUCCGCCGGACCAUAAACCGCACCAAAGAGUCACACGCUGAGGAUAGAGAGGCUUUUCAACAAUAACUCUUGAAUUUUCUGAGCCUCAGAUCCGACAAGUUUGCUUGUUGACGAAGCCACCGAGGUGGAAAUAGGCCUCAUCACUCAAGAUGAUUUUUCGCUGAUGGAAUUCCGGAUCAUUUUCAUUCAUUUCAACGACCCAAUUAGGUCAUCAAUUUCUGUAUUGCGGUCCGACAAGGUGCUUCACGAUGACCCAAAAAUGUUCGAGUUUUACGAAUCGUAUCUGCCAAAUAUUCACCUUUUUAUAGUGAAUUUUAAUCAUUUCAAUGCGUUGUUUAAGCGUGUGUCGUUCCAUUUUUAUUAAUGGCGUAGUUUCUACUUGUCAAAUAUCAAAAAAUGGCAGCUUCAAAAGUGGUAUCUACCGAAAUAGCGGGCUAUUCAAAAUGACACCUGUUAUUGGAAAACCCUUUAUUUAUGUAGAAAUAUAUAGCAUCCGUCUGUCUUAUGAUUUCAACUCAAGAAAAUGUACCUCGCCUCACUUAAGUAUCAGCGGUGCAUUAUCAAGUGUAUGUUGCUAAAAACCUGUGUUCGAUCCCGUUUAGCGUUUAUUGCACGCCAAAACUUUACUUAAUUUUUAUUGUAACAUAAAACUAGGGCUUCUCUUAUAUGAAAACUUUAUGGAAAUUUUUUAUUAAAAAUUGUUAACAACUACGAAAUUCAAAUUGAAUAGUAAGCAGUUAAGUCGUAAAAAUAUCGUAAAUUAUCUUAAGAUCUUAAAUAUGUAUAUUUUGGCCCGAAAUCAAUUAUUUCACACAAAACGUAGGUAUAUGGAUUUAUUGCAUUGUGACCAAAUUUGAAAUAAAAUAUAUAUUAUUAUAAAAAGCAAGGCGCAUUCGUUAAAGGUGGUGGCACUAGACCAACAACAAUGUUUUGUACGUUUGAUUAUCAGAGCCAAGUAUUGGCAAGGUAGAAAACAUAAAUUGAAUUCGCCUUGUUUCAUUCUGGGAUGACAGCUACAUAGACGCGGCGAAAGAAAAAAAAAAACAAAUCAGCUGAUUUACGACACCAUCUUUAAUAGAUUCGCCUUGGUAAAAAGCUUGUAAAAAAUAAAUUAUUUGCUUUUAUAUAUAUAAUUGGCACGUACACUUUUUUUUGGGUGUUUG